Messenger RNA from Penicillium cataractarum, 2319 nucleotides. RefSeq names its product potassium transporter. The record is from RefSeq and is a predicted model, not a curated record. The transcript is spliced from 11 exons. Lineage: Eukaryota; Fungi; Ascomycota; Eurotiomycetes; Eurotiales; Aspergillaceae. Gene Ontology annotation, biological process: potassium ion transmembrane transport. Gene Ontology annotation, molecular function: potassium ion transmembrane transporter activity. Gene Ontology annotation, cellular component: membrane. Bases 1 to 2319 code for a protein of 772 amino acids.
AUGUCUACCAGCACCGAGGAUGAACCUCCAGAAGAUCGCAUGAUGGAUAUCCAUCCUACAUCCAGCGCUGGUGGCGUUUUUUCUUCUCGUGCAACCCAACGCAAGGUUCACAUCCAUGCAAACAGAGCUACAAACACAAAAGAGAUGGACCUGGAGGUUGCAUCCGUCACGGAUUCGCCCGAGAUGGAGGAAAGAGACUUUCACAGCAAGCAGGUUUUCAAAGGAUGGACUCUAGCAUGGCUCGCUUAUCAGUCACUCGGAGUGAUCUAUGGCGACAUUGGAACAAGCCCUCUAUAUGUCUACUCGUCUACAUUCAGCAGUGAACCUAGCUAUGAAGAUAUCCUCGGCGCAGUGUCAUUCGUCAUCUGGGCUCUCACCAUCAUGGUUACCAUCAAAUAUGUUUGCAUCGUGCUCAAUGCAGAUGAUGAGGGCGAAGGAGGAACAUUUGCUAUAUACUCUCUCUUGUCAAGAUAUGCAAGACUUGUUCGACACGACCCACGCCACACCAAUCUCCUCAAAAUGCAGCGGUAUAACACUAACGACCUGCAAAAACCGAAUCGAAUGGCUCGUGAUAUUAUGGAGAAAAGCGCAGUCAUCAAAUGGACGCUCAAGGUCGUCGGUGCAUUUGGAGUGUCACUGCUUCUUGCAGAUGGAGUUUUGACCCCUGCGCAGUCUAUCCUUGGGGCGAUUCAAGGCAUUACUGUCGUGAACCCAAACAUCUCUUCCUCCACCGUGGUUGGCGUAUCAUGUGCAAUUCUGGUCCUCAUUUUCGUGAUUCAACCAUUUGGAACCAGCAAGAUUGCAAGCGGUUUUGCUCCAAUCGUGAUAUUGUGGAUGUUUUUCAAUCUCUCGUUUGGAAUCUAUAAUCUGGUCAUGUAUGAUGCGUCCGUGCUCAAGGCAUUCUCUCCUUACUUCGCGGGCUCGUUCUUGAUGCGCAAUAAGAAAGACGGAUGGUUACAACUAGGAGGAAUCUUGCUCGCCUUCACCGGUGUUGAAACCUUGUUCGCAGACUUGGGAGCGUUUAGCCAACGGGCAAUCCAAAUCUCGUGGCUCUUUUUCGUCUAUCCAUGCCUUCUAAUCUCGUAUAUCGGCCAAGGCGCUUAUAUUAGCCGAGUGCCCAGCGCAUAUGCGAAUCCGUUCUAUCUCACUGUCCCGCCUGGUAUGCUAUAUCCAAGCCUCGUGGUGGCAAUCCUAGCGUGUAUUGUGGCAAGCCAGGCCGUUAUUACUGGAUCUUUCCAGUUGCUUUCCCAAAUCAUGAAGUUAUCCUACUUCCCUCAGGUGAAGGUAUACCAUACUUCAAAGAAGUUCCACGGGCAAGUGUACAUUCCAUUAGCCAACUGGCUCAUGAUGAUUGGAAGCAUCAUUGUGACAGCCGUCUACAACAAUACAACUGCCCUCGGUGAAGCCUACGGAGCAUGUGUCAUACUCGUCUCGUUUCUCACAACCUGCAUGGUAACAGUUGUUGCACUCAUUGUAUGGAAGCUACCCGUGUAUCUGGUUUUUCCCGUGUUCCUUAUUUUCGCGCUCUGGGAUGGAAUGUUCCUCUCAGCCGCCUUGAGCAAGGUUCCACAUGGUGCAUGGUUCACGCUGAUGGUAGCUGUGGUAUUAACCUGCAUUUUUGUCCUCUGGCGGUAUGGAAAGGAGGAGCAAUGGAAAGCAGAAGAGUCCGAUAACACACCUCUAUCCCGGACGACUGCGUUGAGAGAAAACAAACUCGUCCUAAAGGAUGGAUCGGGAAAUUCUACCAUUACCCCAAUCAGUGGGCUGGGAAUAUUCUUCGAUAAAUCCGGCAGCUCGAAUAAUACACCGACUGUUUUCCUCCACUUCCUACGGAAAUUCAGCGCAGUACCUGAGGUGUCCGUGUUCCUUCAUCUACGUCCCCUGUCUAUGCCCACCGUGGCUCCUGAAGAACGAUAUUCAGUCACUCGUUGCUACACAUACGGCGCCGGUCCGGGCAAGCAAGCCAUUCCGAAUUGCUACAGACUGAUUGUCCGCCAUGGAUAUACGGAUGAAAUAGUGACACCCGACCUAGGAAUUCUUGUUCUCGAUCUUGUUCGGGGCUAUUUGACCUCUCAAAAGACUUCCAGAUCACCAGAGAGUGAUACGGAAAGAUUGAACACUCUGCAUCGAGCUUGGAAGUCUCAGGUCAUCUACAUCGUGGGAAAGGAGCAAUUGAAAAUUCCGGCAAAGACUAACUUCCUCCGUCGUGGCUUCCUCUGGGCAUUUUUGUGGUUGCGAGAUGCUAGCCGAACUAAAGUUCAACAUCUGAAUGUCGAGACCGACAGGGUGGUUGAGGUUGGCUUUGUGAAGGAAAUCUAA